CCGUCGGACGGAGGUUUGGGCAGGGAAGCGUCGCUCUCCCGUUUCUGGCCCCUCCGUCCCUUUCUGCCCAAUCUUAGAACUGAGGGAGGUGCGGGUUCCUUUGCUGACUAGGCGGCUGGAGGGAAAUGAACUGGAGAUUAUAUUACAGAGUCUCUUCAGGAAGGCAUGCACUUUGUGCUGAAAGUUUUCAGAGACCAAUAGGAUGGAGGAAUUGCUGGAUAUGUUCCCAGCAACAUUAUUAUGGGAAUUUUUCUGGUUCUAUGGCCUGCAGAAAACUGCUCCUAACUUCAUUGAAACCCACCUUCGUCUUUCCAAAUGGAAAUCUUUUCUUUCAAAGAACUCCAGAAAGCAGAAUAGAAAAGAUUGCAAGUACCUAUGGAGUGAGGCCCUUUUCAUUAUCCACUGCUCUAAUGGUAUUCUUUGGAGGUGGCAGAGGAAGAAAUGAUGGUCAAAAGGAGCAGCUCACCCUGAAGGAUGUGACAGAACUAAUUCAGAAGAAAGAAUGCAAGAGAGUCGUGGUGAUGACUGGAGCAGGGCUCAGCACUCCUAGUGGUAUCCCCGAUUUCAGGUCCCCUGGGAGUGGCCUCUACAGUAAUCUCCAGCAGUAUAAUAUUCCUUAUCCAGAAGCCAUAUUUGAGCUCAAUUACUUUUUCCACAAUCCUAAGCCUUUCUUUACAUUGGCCAAGGAGUUAUACCCUGGCAAUUACAGGCCCAACUAUACUCAUUACUUUCUCCGACUUCUACUUGACAAAGGGCUCCUUCUGCGUCUGUACACACAGAACAUUGAUGGGCUGGAGAGAGUUGCUGGGAUCCCUCCAGAUAAACUAGUUGAGGCUCAUGGUACAUUUGCUUCUGCUACAUGCACUGUCUGUCGAAGGUCAUACCCUGGUGAAGACUUCAGGGAGGAUGUGAUGGCUGACAAGAUCCCCAAGUGCCCUGUGUGUACUGGAAUGAUCAAACCUGACAUUGUUUUUUUUGGAGAGGAGCUCCCUCAUCGGUUCUUCUUACACGUGACAGAUUUUCCUAUGGCAGACCUGCUCUUUGUCAUCGGAACCUCCCUUGAGGUGGAGCCAUUUGCCAGUCUAGUUUAUGCAAUUCGUAGCUCUGUUCCACGUGUACUGAUCAAUCGGGAACUGGUGGGACCAUUCGCUCAUCAGCCACAGCACAGUGACGUGGCUGAACUGGGAGACGUCAUCAUUGGAGUAGAAAAAGUAGUGGAAUUGUUGGGCUGGAAGGAGGAAUUGCAAGAAUUAAUGAAGAAGGAAAAAGAAAAGCUGGAUGCAAAAGACAAAUAGGAAAUCUGACCCCUGCUGUUGGAAAUGAUGUUUACCUCCUAAAGGACUGUUCGCUGCAGCCAAAGGUUACAGCAAUAAGAGCAGAGAACUGGAGGAAAAUAUGCUCUCCAUUGUGCUAGCACCCAGGAGGUUAGAAAAACUAAAAAUCAUUCAGAGAGUCUAGUUGCACAUGGAUGUCCUCUGAAGGAUCUUGGGAGGUGAUGAUCAAAUGGCAGGUUGUGAAUUUGCUUUUGCAUAAGAGGCUCUAGAUACCAGAGUGGAAGAUGAAGAUGUACAUUAUAGCUGCUACUUCCCAUUAAACUUCACCUCUUAAGCUGUUUCUCCAAACAAACUCUUCAAAUGUUUUCUAAACCAUCACAGAUCUUGUGGUGUUGCACUAGUAGCCUUAGCUGCAAUAGCAUUCAUCACAGUUAUGCUGAAUCUGACAUUGUACCAACUUGUGAAAGAAUUUGGAUUAGGCCAACUUUCAUAACUAAGCUUAGAAGUUUGACUGUUCAGUCAGUGUGUCUUCUGCUGUAGCUUCUGUGAAGAUCAAUCUGAAAGCUGAUAUUCUAAAAUAAUUUGAUGUAUUAAUAUGCAGUGUAUCAUUUAUGUAACAUGAAAAGAUAAGGGGUGUGUAACUACAAUUCUAGCAAGAAAUGACAACAAUGAAAAGUGUAGUGAAGCUGCUGUUUGAACUUGAAUGAACACUUAUUGAGUGGCAAUAAUUAGUCAAAAUAAAAGCAUGUUUCAGCAGUCUCUCAA
This is a messenger RNA of Podarcis muralis (Common wall lizard), 2039 nucleotides long. It is a transcript of the gene SIRT3, whose product is annotated as sirtuin 3. The record is from RefSeq and is a predicted model, not a curated record. Lineage: Eukaryota; Metazoa; Chordata; Lepidosauria; Squamata; Lacertidae. Gene Ontology annotation, cellular component: nucleus. Gene Ontology annotation, molecular function: NAD+ binding; histone deacetylase activity, NAD-dependent.